CUGUGUUUGUGCCAUAGAACUCUGUACAAAUAAUUCAAGCAGAAGAGUAAUAUGUCAUAAAAAGGAAUCCAAAGGUGAGUUCCGUGAGAUACCAGGAAAGAAUGCUGCAUGCAAAUGACAUGGGUUUAUGACAUGUACUGCCCCAGUUCAGAGUGUGGAGCUAGUGAGUGGCCAGAGAGAGUUAGCAGGCAGAGGUGUUUCCUUUGUGUAGUUCUCAAUGGAUAUUGAUAUAGUGAAGGGCUUGGGUGCCUUCCACAGAGGAAGGGCUAACUCUACAGGGUCAGUAUUGGCACUGCUGAAGGUACUCUUGCUGUUGCUGCUGCCCUCCCCAUUGUCAGCCAAUGUUUGGAAUAAUAAGGAAAACCAUACCAAUACAGUAAUCAUAGGCAUGAGAUUGGAGGGCACGAGCAAACCGCUGGCCAAUGACAUGAAAUAUGGCAUCAUACAAGUGGUGGAGGGAAGCAACAUCCAGCUCAAGCUCUUUGGGCAAAACUUCAAUAGGUUAACCUGGGAAACAGUGCACUUUGUUGAGGUUCUUGAUGUCCAUAAUGUCAGCUGUGAUAUAGCGAGCAGUGACUUGCUGGUGAAGUCAUUCGUUAAUGUCAUACAGGAGACUUCUGUGGUGCUGAGUGUGCAAGUUGCGACCCUGAGGAAGGAAGACAACCUCAAAACCUAUAUGAUGUGUCUUCAUCACCAUGAGCCAAAGCCACAGAAGUUCAAUAACAAGGAUUUAUUCAUCCAAGUGAUUGAGGAAGAGAAACCACUCCUACCUCAUUGGUUUCUAAUCAGCUCAAUCUUCAUCCUCUUGGGGCUUUCGGGCAUGUUCAGUGGUCUCAACCUAGGCUUGAUGUCCCUGAAUCUCAUGGAGCUGCGCAUCGUUCAAAAGUGUGGCACAGCCAAGGAGAGGAAAUAUGCCUCCAGGAUUGAGCCCAUCCGCAAGACGGGCAAUUACUUGCUGUGCUCUUUGCUGCUCAGCAACAUUUUAGUCAACAACUGCCUCGCCGUGCUGUUUGACACCAUUCUUGGCAAAAACCUCCUGGCUGUCCUAACCUCUACCUUUUGCAUUGUCAUCUUUGGGGAGAUUCUCCCCCAGGCCAUCUGCUCUCGUCAUGGCUUGGCCGUGGGGGCCAACACUGUGUUUGUCACCAGGUUUGUCAUGUUUGUGAUGUUCCCACUCUCUUACCCUAUCAGCAGGUUCCUGAACUUUUUGCUUGGCAAAGAAAUCGGUACCAUCUACAAUCGAGAAAAGCUGAUGGAGAUGCUGAAGCUGACACAGCCAUUUAACGACUUGAUGAAAGAUGAGUUGAACAUUAUUGAGGGGGCACUGGAGCUGAGGAACAAAACAGUGGAGCAUGUCAUGACUCCAUUACAGGACUGCUUCAUGAUCAACAGCAAUGCCGUCCUGGAUUUCAACACAAUGACUGAGAUCAUGGAGAGCGGCUACACUCGCAUCCCCAUUUAUGAUCAGGAAAGGUCCAAUAUUGUGGAUAUGUUAUAUGUCAAGGAUCUCACUUUUGUAGACCCUGAUAUCAGAACCCCUCUCAAGACUAUCACAAAGUUUUAUAACCACCCAGUCCAUUAUGUCUCCCACACUACCAAACUGGAUGAAAUGCUUGGAGAGUUCAAAAAAGGUAAAUCUCAACUGGCCAUUGUCCAGAUGCAGGAGGAAGAUGACGAUGAGUCCAGGCAUCUUGUGAUUGGUGUGGUGACCCUGCAGGAUGUGAUUGAGCAAAUAAUCAAAUCAGAGAUCAUGGAUGAAUCCGAUAUCUACACUGACAAUCGCACCAAAAAACGAAUUGUCUAUGGAAGGAAAUGGGAUUUCUCUUCCUUUAAGGACAGUGACAGUGAAGCCAAAGUGAAGAUCAGCCCUCAGCAACUUUUGGCUGCAGUCCGCCUUCUCUCCACAGAGGUGGUACAAUUCUCCCCAGUCCUCAUUUCCGAGAAGUAUCUGCUGCGUCUCCUUAAGCACCGUGAUGUCAUCUGCGAGCUGAAGCUCAGCGAAGAGAACAAGAACGUCCCUCCCCGUCUCUAUUUGUACCAAAAGAAUAAGCCGGCCAGUUACUUCAUUCUCAUCUUGCAGGGGAAGGUGGAGAUAGUAGCUGGCAAAGAAAACAUUAAGUCUGAGGAUGGGCCCUUCUCUUACUUUGGGGCAAUGGCCCUGAGCUCAUCUCUUGUGGCAGAAUCCGGCUCCUUCGGUUUCCUGAGCAGCGCCAGUCACCGGACUUCAGUUAGCCACCCGGAACGUCAGGCGACCUUUGGCAGUAGUAUAAGCAACAUAGUCCUCCCCAGCCCCAGCAACUUCCAGUACAUACCGGACUUCAGUGUCUGUGCCCUCACUGACCUACUCUAUGUGAAGAUCACUCGGGAGCAAUACCAGAAUUGUUUGGUGGCCUCACUUUUGGAGAGCAACUCCGUAGCAGAGAGCCGAUUCCGAGAUCAAGUUGAGAUCACCUCUGACCAUGAGCCUCUCUAAACCCAGCCUCUUCGGUGGCCUGUCCUAGUCUGUCCCAGGGCUCAGCUAGCUCCUCCCCCGGACAAGAAUCAAGAAGGGAAAUUUGUGUCAAAGUGAGAAUAGCUCCGUGAUUUGAGCAGACCAUGUGAUCCAGAUUCCGAAGCAUAUGCCUGCUUCUCCCAGUAGUGUGAGCAUUAACAGGUGUUACUUUGCUGUCCUUUAGUUAUUUAAGAUGAUCAAUAGUCAGCACCAUGAUAACAAAUAGAAGACUAAGAUUGUUUGGCUUCCUCUUCAUCCCCACUACAUUUCUCUUUUUGGGUCUUCCCAGAUAGCAAUCAAUUGCACAGUGUUCAAAGCUUUCACACAAAUGCAAUCUUACUCCCUAUACACAUGCAGCAGCAAACCUCUGCACAAUUUUCUACACAUUAUUAUAUUUUGUAAAUAUAAACUACAGAUGACCUCUUCAAUGUGUAAGAGAUAUUAUUAAAAUAAUGUGUAGAAAGCUGUGUAAGCUACAACAGAAUCGAGCAAACAUUUCAGUGUAACAUAUUACACCAAAUUUUCAGUAUAAAAAGAAUAGAAAAUAUUUUACACAUUAAAGAGGUCAUUUGAAAUUUGUCUUUGGAGAAGUGUAAUCUGUAUUUCAUAGUGGUGUGCAUGGACCAAUGUUAGUGGCUUGGUUCUAAUUUGGAUCAAAUUUUAAUCAAACCGCUGGUCCGUGAACUGACUUGCCUCUGCUCAUUGAUUGAACUGGAUCCACCGGAUUGAACCAUUCUGCUGCAGACAGGGCUCGGUUCGGUUCUGUCUCAGACUGGCCCAGCAAUCCUGGAGGCUGUUCCAUUACACAAUCAAACCAUUGAACUGGCCUGGUUAAUGGUGCACCUGGUCAUGAUCAAACAUUUCAUGCACACCCCAAGUAUUUCAUCACUGGUAUAUCAUCUUUGUAAUCAUGCCAAGCAAGGACCUUGCACAAUUUUUGCAGCUCCACUUGCAGAACAGUUCUUGCAUUCAGAGAAGAACCCACCCCUUUUAGUUACUACUUUUGUAGUGAUGGAUUCUUGUUGGAAUGUAAGAUCUUUCCAAUGGGGGGCACUGCACAAAUCACACAAAAUGCCUGCUUGGCAUGUAUAGAGGAUAAGAUUAAAUUAGUCACGCUGAAGCAUGCAGCGGCAUGUGUACAGAGUAUAUAAGAUCAUGUGCUUGGUACUUGGCUUGCACAAAAACUUUGAAUAUCUUGCAACUUAUCACUAUCUGGAAAGACCCUUUGUUGUUACUGGCUCAUGGUAGAGUCAACCAGGAAGUUCUGCUCCACUGAAAUGAAUGGGAGCUAAAAGCCCAAUGGCCAUCCAUUUACUGCACAAGCAGACCUAGUAAUUUCAGUGGAGAUCACACAGGAGAACAUUCCAAAAAACUAGUCCCUCCCACAGGAAAGAGUAAAAACAUCCACCUGCUGUUUUAAAAUGCUACAAAUUUUACUCAUGGUUCAUAAGUAUGUUCACUGGAUUUCUUGUGCUUUGUUUCCUUUUUCUUUUUUUCUACAAAAUGCAAAUGAAAUAUAAAAAUUAUAGAAAGAUAAUCAAAUGUUUAAAAAAAUAUUUUGAAUAAAUGCAUUAUUUUUGAAACAA
This is a messenger RNA of Hemicordylus capensis (graceful crag lizard), 4077 nucleotides long. Its product is annotated as metal transporter CNNM4-like. The record is from RefSeq and is a predicted model, not a curated record. Bases 218 to 2473 code for a protein of 751 amino acids. Gene Ontology annotation, molecular function: magnesium ion transmembrane transporter activity; sodium ion transmembrane transporter activity. NCBI's taxonomy places the organism in Eukaryota, Metazoa, Chordata, Lepidosauria, Squamata, Cordylidae. Gene Ontology annotation, biological process: magnesium ion transport; magnesium ion homeostasis. The transcript is spliced from 7 exons. Gene Ontology annotation, cellular component: plasma membrane.